Thalassophryne amazonica is the source of this 2043-nucleotide messenger RNA. It is a transcript of the gene mettl25b, whose product is annotated as ribosomal RNA adenine dimethylase domain containing 1. Gene Ontology annotation, biological process: rRNA modification. Lineage: Eukaryota; Metazoa; Chordata; Actinopteri; Batrachoidiformes; Batrachoididae. The record is from RefSeq and is a predicted model, not a curated record. The coding region runs from base 271 to 2001 and encodes 576 amino acids. The transcript is spliced from 8 exons. Gene Ontology annotation, molecular function: rRNA (adenine-N6,N6-)-dimethyltransferase activity.
AUGCAUAGUAAAUGACUGUUUAAAGUUUGAUGACUUUGUUCCGCAUAGGUCGGAUUUUGUGGAUGAUAGUGAAGGCAUCACUAGCGUGCUGUCUGCAGCAGUUUGGAGUAAAAUGGAAAGCAGGACAAUGUUGGCUUUAAAUAUUGAUUUUAGCUGCCGUGAUUCGUCUGGUGUGUGUAUUUUAGACACGUAAGGUUUGGUUUGGCUGGUAAAUAAACAAAGCAGCUGUGUUGUAUUUGCCUUGGCAGUGUUUCGGUGCACGAUGACGACAUGUUUACAUCGAACAUUUCAGCAGAUGAACAGAGAGAGCUGGCGAAAAAACUCACCACGUUUCUCUCCACCUACAGCCACAUCGCUGACUCCUAUAUAAUUGAGUUCUUUACUGAAAAUCUCUGGAACACAUUACCCAGCAGCUGGCAACAUGUGCUGCAGGACCUGUCCUAUCCCCAGAUUGCAGAUUUAUUACUGGAUGCGACGCAUGCAGACAGAAGAUACCUCUCGGUGUGGCCUCUGUCACUUUUGGCUUUCCGUGCAACAGCUCACUCGCUGGCAUUUCCUAGAGAGGACGGGCAGGAGCGAGGCAGGGUAUCUGGUGACGUUAAGCCGGAGGAGUUUCAGGACAAUCAGAGUCAGAGCUCCCUGCUGGGACACAUCUUCAGGAAACAUGUCAAACCAAAGAAACAACAUGAGAUUCGCAAGCUGGGCACGCUGGUAAAACAACUGUGUGACCAGACUGGCUGCAGCAGAGUGGUGGAUGUGGGCUCCGGGCAGGGACAUCUGAGUCGUUUUUUGUGCUUUGGAUUUGGAGUGUCAGUGACAGCCAUUGAGGCCGAUCGCACCUUGGUUGCUAUGGCUUCCAGGUUUGAUGGACAGUUGAUGUGGGCUUUGGAGAAAGAAAGUCAGAAAAAGAAUUGCUCUUCUCAGCUCUCACAAGUGCAGUUGUUUCCCCGCCAUGUGAUCAGCUGGGUAAACCCUAAAGCAUCGUGGGAGACUUUCAUCACACAGCUCAGUACUGCAGAUUGUGUCAGCGAAGGUCCCUCCACUCCAUCUAGACUGAGUAAAAAGCAACUCCGGGGUUGUAAAACUCAAAAACAAUCACAUAUGGCCCAGGUUGGACCAUCUCCUGCCUCAACAGACUCACUGGAUUUUGAAUUAAUGCCACAAUUCCAGUCAGCCACGACAGACUCUGGACAAAAGUUAUGUUCUGAUAACUGCUGCUUCAAUGCCCAGCCUGUUUGUCAAGACAGUCCAUGCACUGUGGACCUCAGCCAGAAAGCCCAUCCAGACUUCAUCCUGACCGGUCUGCAUGCCUGUGGUGACCUCAGUACCACCCUUCUCCGUCACUUUGUGCACUGUCCAAAUGUACGUGGCAUCACUUCUGUGGCAUGUUGCUACAUGAAAAGCUCAACCAAAGAAAACCCCACCCCUCCAUGUCUGGUAGAACCUCCUGCUGCACCCAUGUCAAGCCAUGAAUCUCUUUCUUCAGAGUUUGGAUACCCAAUGAGCUCCUGGGUGAGGGGGCUGCCUGGACAUCAGCUGUCAUAUAAGAUGCGAGAGGGGGCAUGUCAUGCUGUGGAGGACUACAUACGGAGGCUGAGGGAGGAGAGCAAGUUACUCAGGACCCACUGUUACCGGGCCAUCUUGGAGAUCUUCAUUAGGGAUGUGAGGCCAGAGCUGCGUCGGGCGGGAAUCCAAACCAUAAAGAAAGCCCACUUGUUGUCCUUCACAGAGUACGCCCGCCUGGGACUGGCCCGGGUUGGACUGCCAGCAGAUUUACUCCUGGAUCUGGAGCUGGUGGAAGCCAUGUUGAAGCAGCAGGGCAGGGUGGUGGUGUAUUUCAGCCUUGCACUGCUGCUGGCACCUGUGGUAGAGACACUGGUGCUGCUAGACAGGAUGAUCUACCUGCAGGAGAACGGUGUGGACAGUCAGCUGGUCCCUCUUUUUGACCCAAUUUUUUCUCCAAGGAACUUUGUCCUCGUGGCUUUGAAACCUCAUGCAUAGGGGAAACAAAACGGAAAAGCCCCAAUAUGUUUUCUUAUUUGA